CUUGUUGGUCACGUCGCCCUUCUCUUUGUUCAGGUUGGGCACGUAGCUUCUGGCCACCGGCUUCCUGGAUCGCAUCAGUUUCUGCCAAAGACACAGAAGGUGCAACAGGAGUCUGAUCAGACGCACUACACGGUCAAUCCACACGAGGGCAGUGAUGGACUUACUAGAGGGCUGUCCAGUCAUCAUUGCCACAAAGAAGAAGAGAAACUUGGCCACAUUUGAAAAGGAUAAGCCUCCCUAGGGGAUGAGACUCCAUCCUUCAUAUCAGUGUCUGCGGCUCUGGGAUCGUUGACAACCUUGGCUGCGCGUUGGCUCAGGAUGGCGCAUGGAGGACCCCCGCUUGACCACGUCCUGCAGGACCUCAAGCAGCGCUUCCCAGAGAUCCCGGAAGGGGUAGUGUCACAAUGCCUUUUGCAGAACAACAACAACCUAGAUCGCUGCUGCCACCUGCUGACCCUGGAGAGUAACCGAUACCUCUACGGGGAUUUCCAUCACAGUCCGGAGGAGGUGAGUCGCAAUCACAUGCUCCACAUUAACCUGGGCUACCAGGGCUCGGACGUCAACAAGCCAAAUGGAGCGGCGGCAGGGCGCUCGCUGGUCCACAGCACCAGUGACAGCCACAUCGAUCCCCAGAGACCCAACUACCCCGAGCCCCUGUCAGCGCCCGCCGCCAUGGCCCCCUCCGCCGGUUACAAUGCUUUUUUCAUCAACGACCAGAGCCGUUCGGCGAGCACCCCCACCCCGCCGCCGAUUCAGAGUAUGUCCCCCACCUUCUCCCCCGUCACGCGCUAUACUAUGAACCCUAUCGCGGUAACACUUUCGCAAAGUAUACCCAAUGCCCCACAGGCGUUGCAGAUACCCCCCGGGCACUAUGCUAACAGUGGCAGCACCAUUUAUAUCCGACCCUCGCCCUCCCAGAGCCCACAGCCGCCACCGUGGCCGUCCUCGGGUACCACCGUUUAUCACCACCAGUCCCCCUACAGCACCCCUACUUAUGGCUCGCCGUACAGUUCCCCCCAGCAUCAGGUGCAACCCCAGCCUCAGGUGCAACCUCAGCAGCCGCCCCAGCACCAGCAAUACGUCUUCCUCCCCAUUAACUCGCCGACACACCCCAGCAUGUCCUACCACCACCAGCAGCAGCCCCCCGUCUACAGGCCCUACCACUCCCACAAGAACCAGAUUGAGAUUACCCUGGAAGGACCGCGGCCUCGCAGCAACUCCCCCGUGCACGCCCCCCACCCCCAGGGAGCGCUUUACAUGACCACCAAUCCUUCGCCCAGCUCGCCUUCCAGGGGCGUCGCCCUAAGUGGACCUCCGGGAUCGGCGCCCUACCACGCGGGAAAGUACCUGCAGCACCACAGCCCCGCGAGGCCUCGGCCCGCCUCCUCGCCGCAGCCGGGCCAGUCCGCGUACACCUUCCAGAUCAAAAUGAGCGGAGGGCAGGCCCAGAGACCGCCCAGCUCGCCUCCCGUGGCUGAGGCCGAGUCGCUCCUCAACAUCGUCGACCAGGGGGAGAAGAAUGCCGCCCCUCCGCCCAUCCUGCCCAUCUCCGCGCUGCCAGGGAACGUGGCCAGUCAGUUUCGCCAAACGCACCGACGUUCCAGCUCGGGCUCCGAUGACUACGCCUACACUCAAGCGCUUCUGCUCCACCAGCGAGCCAGGAUGGAGCGCCUUCUGAAGGAGCUGCUGAUCGAGAGGCAGAAACUGGAGCAAGUGAAGUCGGACGUCAACAACAUGGAAUACGAUGCCCUACAGAGACGCUUUCGUAGAGUCAACUCUACCAGUCUUAUACCCAGACCUGAGGAGAUGACUCGAUUGCGGACCCUCAACAGACAGCUCCAGAUUGAUAUCGACUGCAUGCUGAAGGAGACAGAUCUACUGCAGUCCAGAGGGAAGUUUGACCCGCAAGCCAUGAACAACUUCUACGACAACAUCCAGCCUGGACCAGUGGUGCCGCCCAAACCAGGAAGGAAAGACGGGGAUCAUACCUCCAAGCAAGUGUCGGUGCCUCAGAGGGACGAAGACUUUGAAGGCGCACAGUGGGGCUGUGAAUACUGCACCUUCCUCAACCACCCCGCUCUCAAACGCUGUGAACAAUGCGAUAUGCCGCGCUACACCUGAGCUGAAAACGCCGCAUCCGCCUGCCGCGCCCUCCUAGAAUGUGGAGGAAGUGGCCUGUCAAUCAAUAUUUAAGAGCCUGCUGAGGAAGAGCCACCAUCCCUCCCUGGCCAACUUGUCCUGCUCUUAUCUGCUACUCCUGUGCACUUUGAUUUCAUCCUCUUGUUUUUAUUUCAGGGGGGGGUUGGCGACUCCGAUGGCUAAUCUUUUUAAAAGGACUAAGAAGCGCGCACUCGGGCAGCGAGUGUCCCGCGGAGUCAGAAAGGUCAAAGUUAAUACAAGGAUGGACUUGUGGUUUACCUGCAAACAUUCCAUGCGGAACGAGGGACUGUCCUGUUUACACAGCUGCAUCCAUUCCCGCUCUCCGCUCCAGGAACGGUAUCUUAUUUCUCUCUCUUGCUGACAGUGGAAUAAUGCAAGGUCUGACUAAUGCAAAUGUAGACUCUACACUGUAUGUGGCUCUGGCUUCAGAGCUGGGGGGGGAACAAGAACACUAAAAAAAACAACAUAUGAGUAUAUCCCUGGUACUUUUAUGGCACCCUCUGUAUUACGUGAUGGUUUCCUGUGCGAAUGCCUCAACUUGCUGUAAUUAAUAAAGGAGCGGAUUCUGUGACGUGACCAAAGUGGGCUGGCAUGUCCUUACAAUAACAGCGAGACAAAGAAGACCUCCCUACAUAUGGCACCAUGUACUGUAAGUCUUGUGUAUCCAUAAUUAUUGAUGUUUUUUAUGACCUAUGGAAAAUAUAUUUUAUUUAAAAUGUAACUUUCCUGUGAUUAUAACCCCUCAGCUAUCAGGGCAGAAAGGAGAUGGCAACACAAGCAUGGAAAACAAUGUAAACAACAUAUUUAACACUUAACAGUAAGAUCUUAGGAAUAUGUAAGAAAUGCUUGAUAAAGUGUAAGAAAAUAGUGAGAAAAUGGAAGCAUUGAGAGAACUAUUUUCUGCAGGUUUAGUGGCAGGAAGUUACAGCUGUGCUCUAAAGGGUGAGCGCGGCUAAUGUGAUGUGGUAUUAGUGGUCUUGCCUUGCAUCAUUUACAGACCACAUUGGUCUGACUACGGCAUACUUGCCAACCCUCCCGAUUUUCCCGGGAGACUUCCGUUUUUUCAGUGCCCCUCCUGAAAAUCUCCCGGGGCAACCAUUCUCCCGAAUUCCUCCCGAUUUCCAUCCGGACAACAAUAUUGGGGGCGUGCCUUAAAGGCACUGCCUUUAGCGUCCUCUACAACCUGUCGUCACGUCCGCUUUUCCUCCAUACAAACAGCGUGCCAGCCCAGUCACAUAAUAUAUGCGGCUUUUACAUACACAUAAGUGAAUGCAACGCAUACUUGAUCAACACCAUACAGGUCACACUGAGGGUGUCCGUACAAACAACUUUAACGCUGUUACAAAUAUGCGCCACACUGUGAACCCACACCAAACAAGAAUGACAAACACCUUUCGGGAGAACAUCCGCACCGUAACACAACAUAAACACAACAGAACAAAUACCCAGAACCCCUUGCAGCACUAACUCUUCCGGGACGCUACAAUAUAACCUCCCCCCCCAAAGCCCCUCCCCCCAUCUCCCGAAUUCGGAGGUCUCAAGGUUGGCAAGUAUGGACUAUGGUUCCUAUAAUUAUAAUCCCUCAGCUAUCAGGGCAGAAAGGAGAUGUCAACACAAGCAUGGAAAACAAUGUAAACAACAUAUUUAAAUCACCUUGAACACUUAACAAUAAGAUCUUAAAAUAAGGAAUAUGUAAGAAAUGCUUGAUAAAGUGUAAGAAAAUAGUGAGAAAAUGGGAGCAUAGAGAAAACUAUUAUGCUAGAUCCACUCGACGUCCAUUGCACCGGUCGCCCGGGGUGGGGGGUCCCCACAUCUGCGGUCCCCUCUAAGGUUUCUCAUUGUUAUCCCAUUGGGUUGAGUUUUUUUCUUGCCCUGGUGUGGGAUGUCGUUGUGGCUUGUGCAGCCCUUUGAGACACUCUUAGGGCUAUAUAAGUAAACAUUGAUUGAUUGAUUUAACUAUUUUCUGCAGGUUUAGUGGCAGGAAGUUACAGCUGUGCUCUAAAGCAGUGGUCCCCAACCUUUUUGUAGCUGCGGACGCUUGAAAAUGUAUCCCACGGAC
Molecule: messenger RNA, 4219 nt
Organism: Entelurus aequoreus (snake pipefish)
Lineage: Eukaryota; Metazoa; Chordata; Actinopteri; Syngnathiformes; Syngnathidae
Gene: tab3
Product: TGF-beta activated kinase 1 (MAP3K7) binding protein 3
Exons: 8
Coding region: 319-2121 (600 amino acids)
Cellular component (GO): extracellular exosome
Molecular function (GO): ubiquitin binding
Source: RefSeq, a predicted model, not a curated record